Molecule: messenger RNA, 2137 nt
Organism: Opisthorchis viverrini
Lineage: Eukaryota; Metazoa; Platyhelminthes; Trematoda; Opisthorchiida; Opisthorchiidae
Exons: 12
Source: RefSeq, a predicted model, not a curated record
AUUACCGACUUACAUCUGUAUAACGCAAAUCUAUUCAGAUCAUUUGAAGUUUUCUGCUCUCAAACGGUCCCUAUCAUUCGUCCGGAACUCCUUGUCAUUUCAGGUAAAGUAUUCCGACAAAAUCAGCUGUAUUCAACAGGUGAUCUGGUGGAUGCUUCUCCAAUCUAUUUUAUAUCCCGCCAGAAUGUAUUCGAAUGGCAGGCAUAUCACAGGAUACUACACGAAUCGGGUGUUUUGAAUAUUACCAAAGUGUUUGAUCUCCGCGGAAAUCAUGAUAUGAUGGAUGUAUUAGCAGCAAACCAUUCUAGUGACUACUUCAGCCAGUUUGGCAUCCAAGGUCGUAUUCAUCCACGGUCGUACCGUUUCAACCUAACAAAGCCGUUUGGGCGCUACUCCUUUAUCUUCCUGGAUGCUUCUCCACCGGUGGGAGUAAAAGUUCCCCUAAAUUAUUUUGGACAACUAACACGUGCUGAAGAAGAGAGGCUUCUGCAAUAUGCUUCGGAAUCCGAGGGCAGCAACCACACUUUCGUAUUCGGGCAUUACACAACUUCCACCAUUGGCCCGGGGACUAUUGACUUGCGAGGCCUACUAGGGACCUUUUGCUUUGCUUACUUUUGCGGCCAUAUGCAUACGGCUGAUGGGCUAAUACCUGAGAUGCAUGUGCUACAACCUGAAGGCUAUCUGGAGCUUGAAUUGGGCGACUGGAAGUAUGAGCGUUAUUAUCGAGUUAUUGCUGUCGACGAUGACAUGGUCUCUUUCGUCAAUGUUAAAGCGUCAACGUGGCCUGUUCUCCUUGUCACAAACCCGAAAAAUUCCAAUUUCUUACUACCCAACAAGGAACCAGCCAGACGAAUAUUAACUUCGACCCAUAUUCGGAUAUUGGCUUGGUCCAUUCAGCCCAUACUCAACAUUUCGGUUACUAUUGAUGGGAAAUACCAAGGGAAAGCCAUCCAGGCCAGUGCUGGUACCAACCUUUCAUCACCGCUUUAUACUCUUCCGUGGAACGCAAGCCACUGGGCUGAUCACUUGGUGCACACGAUACGUGUGUUAGCCCUGGACACGGCUGGAAAUCAACAUGCUUACGAACAUGUAUUUGUCGUAGACCGAGCACCAACAUGGGAAUUCGCCUUCAUGGCCCGGAUGGCUCUGCAAACGAACCUGUCACUUUUCAGCCGCUUGGGUUUCUAUUGUUCAGAAGGCCUUAUUAUCUGCCUGCUGUUUGCGCUUCGUUUCAUCCCUAAAAGAUAUACUUUCGGAAGUAGACAGAAAUAUCGAUUCUCUCAGGGCCUGUACAGAAUCCUACAUUCCAACUGUUCGUUUCUGUCAAUCUUGGGUCUAUCCUUCUACCAAUGUUUGGGUCCCAGUUACAUUGGAUUCAUUUUGAGCCAACAGUUUGGUGCCGUUUUCAGCUUUGGCAUCUUCGUAUUUCAUCAGUUCGUCGAUGAUGCUGUCACUUACUCCCUCGAGCUAGUUCAGUUAUACAUGUUCCUUUUGAUCUACCUACCCUAUGUGAUAUGGUAUCUUGGCUACGACCAAUUAAAUAAAUCCGCCCAAGAAGAAACAAAUGAAACAGAGUUAUCGGACAUGUCUACACAAAAUCAAGCCGCGGACCUUGAAAAAGUUAGUUCGGACUCCACAACACACGAUCCCGUAAUUCAUCCUGUCCGAUGGAUUGGACUGAUUCCUCUCCCAUUAUUUAUUCAUGCAAUCAUCUUCACAACUUUUCAGCUCGUAUUUAUUUUGCUCACUGUAGCCAUUCCUUAUGGUCCUUCAGCAGCAUUCCUAUGCCCUGGCCGUCUGUUACCUAUCGCAGUCUGUUGGUUCAUCGCUUCAAAAUCGAGAUCCAUCAUGUGUCUUCCCUAACUGUAUGUCCACGCAUUUUAGCGGGAAUAGUCUCGCAAUAUGGUCACACAGCAGCCCCCCUUAUUUCUUUCUAUUUCAUGCAUUGUAAGUCUUUGAAACAGUUUCAUUACCUUAGCCAUUCAGACAGCGUACUAAGUCGCUUUGCUUCUUUGUAGUUUGUGUACCACGUACAUUAAUGCAACUUAUUUCUGAUUUAUUGUGAGUGUCAGUGAUAUUGUACAUAUAGAGUUCUGAAAGUCAAACGGAUUAUUUACAGUCGAUUUCUCCUAUAGUG